This is a messenger RNA of Caretta caretta (loggerhead turtle), 1741 nucleotides long. RefSeq names its product adenosine deaminase domain containing 2 (gene ADAD2). Gene Ontology annotation, molecular function: tRNA-specific adenosine deaminase activity; double-stranded RNA adenosine deaminase activity; double-stranded RNA binding. Gene Ontology annotation, cellular component: cytoplasm; nucleolus. Gene Ontology annotation, biological process: RNA processing; adenosine to inosine editing. NCBI's taxonomy places the organism in Eukaryota, Metazoa, Chordata, Testudines, Cheloniidae. The record is from RefSeq and is a predicted model, not a curated record.
GGCGGGUGUCAGGGCGCCCCGAGGCUCCGGGAGGCCGCUCUUGAGCGGCACGUGGAGCAGCCUGGCGCGCCAGAGGGUAAAGGAGAGCCCUUGUCUGGGCCGAUUCCACCCUGCGUCCCCUGUGAGUGGCAGUUCCUGAGGACGUGCGCCAGAAACCCCGAGCCAGCUGCUCCAUAUGGAGACGGAGAACCCAGAAACCGUGUUCUCCCACGUGCAUCGUUGUGCGGCCCUCACCAGCGACACGUUCGACCGGCUCCUGGCAGGGGACCCGCAGUACUGGGGCUGUAAGAACAGCGUGGCAGCCUUCAUCCUGGAGCGAGAGGUGAUGGACACGCAGCAGGAUUGCAGGGAGAGCUUUGAGCUGGUGGCGCUGGGCACUGGCGAUACCUGCUACGGUGGCUGGCUGGAUUUCAGUGGCCGGCGGCUCCAUGACAUGCACGGCAUGGUGGUGGCUCGCCGGGCGCUGCAGAGCAGGUACCUGUACAAACAGCUGUUGCUGGGGUGUAGCUUGAAGGAGCCGGCGGACCAGGAGAAAUGCAUCUUCCAGCCCUCGGCGGAGGGGGGGCGGCUGGCCCUCAAGCCGAAGGUCUUUGUGCACCUGUAUCUGAGCUGCACACCCACAGGGGCCUCCGAAAACUUCCCCAUCCCGUUCCCUGGGAGGAAGCCCUCGGUCGGCCUCUACGUCCAUGCCAAGGGCGCGCUGAUGCCUGUCCCCAGCUGCCCCCCAAGCCUGCUGGCCGCCUGCGUCUGCUGCGCCUCCGGCAGCGACAAGCUGAGCCGCUGGAGCGUGCUGGGCCUGCAGGGGGCGCUCCUCAGCCACUUCAUGGAGCCGCUGUACCUCUCCAGCAUUAUCCUAGCGGACCCCGGCCCCGACCAGCCCGCCCUGAACUGGGUCAUCAACGAGCGGCUGCAGCUGGGCCCCGAGGCCGGCCUGCCAGCCCCCUAUGCCCAGCACCAGAUCUGCUUCUUCCUGGGGCCCCGUGUCGGCCCCCUCAGCUCCAGCGCCGAGUGCUGCAGGCUCAGCCUCAACUGGUGCCGUGGGGACGCAGCCCCAGAGCGGGUGGACGGCGCCACUGGGCUGGCCGUGCUGAAAAACCCUGCCGCGGAGGACCGGGUCUUCCCCAGCCAGAUCUGCAAAGCUGCCAUGCUGCGAUACUUCCGGCAGUUGGUGCACCAGAUGAACGAGAAUGCUCUGCUGGCGCUGCCCACUUACCACCAAGCCAAGACCCAGGCUGCGUCUUACCAGAGUGCCAAGGAACAGUUCUUCGCUCACCUGAUCACCCAAGGUCUUGGCAAGUGGCCUGAGAAGCACCUGGUGGACAACUUCACCGGUUAGGCAGUGAAAUAGCCCCGGGGGGUCUGGGGAAAUGCCUAGGAGAGGCCGGGAAGGAGUAAAAUCUAGAGACUGUUGGAAAUUUCGGGAGUUGGGGUUAGGGCUUUUAAACUCUGUUUGCUAUGCUGCAUAGGGAGGGGCCAGGGCUGUGCAAUUAACAGACUAGGCUGUGAAGAAGGCCCACUUUUCAUUUGAUUUUUCUUUGAAGUGCGAGGGCGAUGGAGUCCCCAGAGUGCUCCGGCUGGUUCAGCCCUGUUGGCGCAGAGCAGCUGCCAACCUGCUUUCACGGAUGGGUUAGGUCACCAGACUGCACAGCCCUGCCACAGCAAUGCCAGCGCAGUUAGCCCAGAAUUUCUCCCUCUGUAUCAACCUUGUCCAGUGGUGAAUUACACUUGUUUAUUAGCUAGA